ACCAGCUAGACAGACAAUAUAACGGGACCCACAAUCAUAAACGCUGAACCCUCACGGGGGAUAGGGACUGAGCCGGGAAGCGAAUAACGAAAAUCUGCCUAAAAUUGGUGCCCAGUAGAAUUGCAAUGUGAGGAAAAAAAGUUGAAGAAACUGCCAGUAAGCAUUGUUGAGAAGCCUCUUAAGAAGAUGAAGGAAAUUAACAAAAAUCUACAAAUAGGGUGCUGGGUUGCAAGUAUGCGUGCAUCCGCUGUAUUCUUUAUCCUCUGCAUAGAACGACUAACAGUGCCAUACUUAGGAGCUCCGAGUUGCGGCUGGGACGCGCCAUGCUGCAGUAUGAUUGCCCGCCACAAAGCCUCAACGACAGCUUUGAACUGAAGUGGGAUUCGUAACAAUGCUUCAAUGGUCAGUCUAUCCAUCUGUCUGUCUUUGAUGGCACAGCGCAAGGAGCAAUAUUUAUUUCAAGCAGUAUGACAAAAACGAAAUGUAAUUUUUAAUUCUAUUCAAUUGUCAUUGCCAGGUGUGAUGGUCUGAGCUGGUAAAAAGUUGGCCUUACAGUUCUGAGGUCCCGGGUUCAAUCCCAGACCUGCGUGUGUGUGUGGAGUUUGCAUGUUCUCCCCAUGCCUGCGUGGGUUUUCUCCGGGCUCUCAGGUUUCCUUCCACAUCCCAAAAACAUGCAACAUUAAUUGGACACUCUAAAUUGCCCCGAGGUGUGAUUGUGAGUCUGACCGUUUGUCUCGAUGUGCCCCGCGACUGGCUGGCAACCAGUUCAGGGCGUACCCCGCCUCCUACCCGUUGACAGCUGGGAUAGGCUCCAGCACUCCCCGCAACCCUCGUGCGGAUAAGUGGCAAAGGAAAUGGAUGGAUGGAUAGUUGUCAUUCCUGCGCUUUCAUGAAGUACAAUUAUACAUAGUCCUAUUUAUUUAAUCAAAAUGCACAUUAUGACACUUUUUUUUGGGGAAGAUGCAGAAAUAGAGUGGAAUAUUAAACUUUUAUGUCAUGGCACCACUGUAUUUCAACUCUCACAUCUAUACUGUAUUUUCAUGCAUUUUUAUUUUAUUUUUUUUUUUUUGCUUGAAGAGAUUCUGUCUCCCUCCUCACCUGCCUCUCUGUACAUACAACAACUCCUUGUCCAAUGCAUAUUUUUUCACGUCAAACUGCAACUCUCUGUUAUAACUACAUUUAGUAGCUGCAUGGCAUUUCCGGUCUAACUGUACAUCUGUGCCAGUCUACCUGCAAUUAAUUUCUUUUUUGUCUCACCCUAAAACAGCACCUGUUCUCUGUCUGUCCUGUCCAACUUUUACAUCAUCUGAACUUUUAAUAUCCGGCGCAGCCCUGCCCGUCUACCCACCUGCAAUGUCGGUCCCUCCCCGGGCAUACGUCAAUCUGCCAAAGGCGGCAGUGUCGAGCCGUGCUCUCCACGGGGAGCUCCAUUUUUCAAGAUGUCGUCGCUGGAACAGAGGCUGUCCCGAAUCGAGGAGAAACUCAAGCAGGAAAACGAAGAGGCUCGGCGGAGUAUGGACCUCAAGAUCGAUAUGAGUCCACACAGAUCCCACGCGAGACCAAUCAUCGUGAUCCAGCUCAGUCCUGCUCCAGCUCCUUCCCAGCGUGCAGCCCUUCAGCUGCCCCUGGCCAACGACGCAGGAAGCCGCUCAUCGUCUUCAGAGAGCUCGCCUCAGCACCACCCCUGUCGCCCCAGAACCAUGCUCACCCUUCCCACCCCGCAGUAUGGCUUACAGAAGAGUCUAGAAAAUGCAGAGAUUGACCAGAAAUUGCAAGAGAUCAUGAAACAAACGGGCUAUCUUAAAAUCGAUGGACAGAGGUAUCCGGCCGAGGUGACGGAUUUGAUCAAUGAGGGGGAGAUUGGCAGCGGGACCUGUGGGCAGGUCUUCAAAGUGCGAUUCAAGAAGACGGGUCACGUCAUCGCGGUCAAACAAAUGCGGCGAACAGGAAACAAGGACGAGAACAAGAGGAUCCUCAUGGACCUGGACGUGGUGCUGAAAAGUCACGACUGCCCUUAUAUCAUCCAGUGCUACGGUGCCAUAGUUACCAAUACAGAUGUAUUUAUUGCCAUGGAGCUGAUGGGAACGUGUGCCGAGAAGCUGAAAAAGAGAAUCCAAGGCCCCAUCCCAGAACAAAUCUUGGGAAAAAUGACCGUUGCAAUAGUGAAAGCCUUGCUGUAUCUGAAAGAGAAACACGGUGUAAUCCACCGCGACGUUAAACCCUCCAACAUUCUCCUGGACGCGAAAGGUCAGAUCAAACUGUGCGACUUCGGCAUCAGCGGACGCCUCGUUGACUCCAAGGCGAAGACUCGCAGCGCUGGCUGUGCCGCGUACAUGGCGCCCGAGAGAAUAGACCCUCCCGAUCCCACCAAACCCGACUACGACAUCCGAGCGGACGUAUGGAGCCUUGGCAUCUCUCUGGUGGAGCUGGCCACAGGACAGUUUCCCUACAAGAAUUGCAAGACAGACUUUGAGGUUCUGACCAAAGUGCUGCAGGAAGAUCCCCCUCUGCUGCCUCUCAGCAUGGGAUUCUCCCUCGACUUUCAGUCCUUCGUCAAAGAUUGCCUCACAAAGGAUCACAGAAAAAGGCCAAAAUACCACCAGUUGCUGGAUCACAGCUUCAUCCAACGCUAUGAGGUGCUGGAAGUGGAUGUGGCCGGUUGGUUCCAGACGGUGAUGGAUCGCACCGAGUCGCCUCGCAGCAGCCAAUGUUACAGCCACCAGCACCAGCUCCACUCCUCGCUCUUCAGCAGGUAGCCCGCAGAGAAGCCCCUCGCCCGCCCUUAGCUCAGCGGUCCUCCCUAAUGUAGUCUAGCCUCAGCCUAAAGGAGCUAAGCCUAGCCUGAGACUCUGUCCACCGAAGAAGCCCUCAGAGAGUGGGAGGAUGACGACGACGGCAGAUUUAAAAAAAAAUAUAUAUAUUUUUUUUUUGGGGGUGGGGGUCUGAUGGAGGGAGGCGCUGUUGGAUGGAUAGCAUGUUCAAUCUGGACAGGCAGACACGGGAGGGAGAUGUGCACUGUAGUUAGUUACCUGCGUUUGUGUGCAGCCACCGUCAUUAUCAUCAACAACUUCGUAAAGUGUCACUUUUUUUGUAGUCGCUUAGCAACGAGUGUUAUCUAAGCCACUGUUACAUGUGUGUGUUGAGCGUGUCUAGAUACGAAUGCAAUGUCAUGUGUCAUCAAUAAUUAUGAAUACCAGAGAAAACUUCCUUUAUUUCACUAGUUCAAUUCAGUGUAUAGAUUCAGUACACAAGUGAAUUAUUUCAUGAUUUUUUAUGAAAAACUCGCUGAUCAUGAAAAUCCUUCGCUCAAGAUAUAACCAAUCAAACAAUUUAAAAAAAAUGGAAUAAGGUGGUAUUUGGUGCUAUGUGUUUAAGGAAUCGCGAGUUUCACUUUUUGAAUUGAACUAAUAGAAAAACUUUUCAACAGUAUUCUAUUUUAUUGAGAUGCACCUCUAUUCUGUAACGGCCAAUGAAAACACGCAGAUCAUUAGUGAGAGCCUCAUUUUUAACGUAAUCUUAUCAUGUGAAUGAGCUAUAAUCCAAGUUUAAGACAAACAUUUGGGAGGGAAAACUGAAAAAAAAAAAUUAGUCUUUUACGCUAACAUGGUUUUGUUGUCAGUCCAUUAUGAGUUAGCGCAGCUGAGACCAGAUGGAAGGAAAGCGUUGGAUUGGAAAAAGAAAGUCGCAACGAUGGCCGUUUGGAGGAGCGUUAACUCGCGGUGUUGCUUUUUCCGCUCGGAGACGUAGAAUGCAGACUUUCAGCAUGUACAAAGAAAUGGAAAAGGCGGUGAAUGGAUGUCAUCAAGCGGAGAACAUACGCCCGCUCGACUCGGUUGUCUACCUCUGUCCGUCGCUGCUGUUUUGCGUUUUCCAGACCAAAGGUUGAUUGCGGUUGCGAGGUGGCAGUCAAGAUGCUCAAGGCGCGGUAUCGGAAUCAUAAUCGGCUUUAUUGGCGUGUAAAAACACACAAGGAAUUUUUCUCCGGCAGUCGGUGCUGCCCUGGUACAACAUACAGGACAAAGAACAACAACAUAGAAUAAGAGACAUUUCUAUUUAUAGAAACUAUUCCUUAUAAUUACUUGUAUUACAUAUGGUGCAGUAACAGUCAACUAUUUUUCCAUUAAUAGUCACGUUCAAACAAAGUAACGGUUAUUUACGUCUGUUCUAAAGCCGCACACAAAGUUGUGGCAAAAAUGGGCCUCGGGAUUGCGCCGGAUAAAUUUUGUGAACGAAGGCAUCAAUGUUCUUAUGGAGCUCGUGCACCUACGUCAUCAAAACACGUGACUUUUGUUUACGCCGCCAUAUUGCCGGUCAAGCUAAGCAUUGCUCAAUGCUAGGUCGGUUGGAGACGGCAUGGAAAUAUGUCUUGUAGCACGAUGCGCAGAGUCUUGUCCGCUAGAGCGCCGCGCUAGUGUUAAACUCUUUCUGUGUACCGAGGCUUAUAAUCAGGUAUGCUUUUUAGGUCGGGAAUUACGGUAAUUAUUGCUGGCAAAAUAACAUUGUCAUUUAAGCAUUGCUUGUAGAUUUUUCGUUGACAAUUUUCAAAUUCCUACAUUAAUGCUGAAUUUGCUCUUACCAAUAUAUUCAUGCUAAUGUUUCGUAAUAAUUUAAAGAUGUAUUAUUUCACAAAAACACGUUUUCAGUCAAGCCAAUAUUGGUUGUUCAUGCACUAAUUUCAUGCCACGAUUUAACGUUCUCAUACGAGUAGGCUUUUUCUUGACAUUCAAAUCUUGACUGGUCGUUUAGCGUCGAGCGUAAACUUGAAUGUUGUUUUUUCCGCCAUUACGGCUGUGGAGGAUUGUCGAGUUGACGUAGUGAAGACUUGACGGAGCACCAAAGCAAAUCACUGAGACACACAGAACUGAUGAGUGGUACUGAACGAGCCAGGAAACGGUUAAGUGUCAGAAAGAGAGAGAGAGAGAGAGAGAGAGAGAGAGAGAGAGAGAGAGAAGAAAAGGUGGAAGUAAAGAUGAGCAGAAUUGGAAGGAGAGGGUAAGGUUGUUGAGAAACCGGAAGUGUGAGACGAAAACAAAGGAAGUUACGUAUGUGCUAAAAGAAAGGAAACUGAGGAGAAAACGUCCGUUGUACAAAGCUUUCAUGGUGUUACGCCAACUUUUUUGUUUUUUUGCAAGCUAGUUGAUGAUUGUUGUUCCGUUCAAACUAUUUAUUUUACUGCUGCUACUAUUUUUGGUUUUAUUUUAAUUGUGUUCAUUGCUUUAGACGCUGCUGUCACUUCUUUUUUUUUUCCCCAAAGGACAAAAUACGUUAGCCAAAAAAAAAAAAAAAAAGUUUUCAAUGCAAAAUGCGCACGCGUUUUUACCAAAUACCGACGAGAAGAACACGCGUCGAGGAAGGCGAAAAGCACUCAACUCGCGACGCGACAUCGUCACCUGACAUCGUACGACCGCUAAUGCAAGUCGUUAAAACCGUAGCCAGGUUGGAGGUUGUCUGUCUGUCCAGAUGCUUUCGGUCUCGUCCAUCCACCGCACACCAAAGGUGUCCACAACCCCAUAAGUACGUUAUUGUAACAAAUCGGAUGUGAAAUUUUGAGUGGUUAAAGGGGGCGCUGCGGUGUAGCAGUGACCCCCUUUUGUGUGAUGUUUUCUGCUCUACAGAGGGAGACUGGCGCACUUAUUAGACACAACGGGGGGGGUCGAGCGGUCCAAAGAAAAGCGCCAUGAUUGGCGUUCCGUAACAGGAACUCCGACAUUGUUCGCGUCCCAUUUUGGCUUCACUUUGGAACUUUUCUUCAUGAUUCAUUUCUUUGUUUUUGACUUUUGUUCGAUUUAUCAGCGUCUUGCGGCUUUGAUUUGGCUAGUGCAGUGUAUAAUGCCUUCAUCAGUUUUGCUCUCUUCAGUCUGGCGGGUAUUCAUAUCUUCUUACACUCGUCCAAGUAGAAGGAAUAAGCCCGUUUGUAAUUGCACAUUUUUUUUUUUUGGGAGGUCGGCCAUUGACAAUUCUACCUCAUCCCUGGGCCUCCUGGUGCCAACUAUUAGGUAUUGGGCCUCGGAUGAGCAUGUGGGCCUGAUGUCGUCUUGUGGUUCGGUUCCUUGGACGACCUCCGUAGGCUGCUCCAACUGCUUGGGUGCAUACAGUUUAUAGGGUCUAAAAGGAGUUGGAGUUGUCUGGUGCCACGGUCCACAUGUUGACCCUGUGUGAUUUUUCCCCAAGAUGGCCAGAUUCUGCAGAUGCUUCUGGCCAUUCACCGGCCAUUUCUGCCUGGAGCUCUUUCAUUUUAGCGAAGUCCACAAAAAAAACCCGGCCAUCACCAUGGCUGUACUGGAUAUAUGUGAGAGUUGUCAAAAUUAUUCCUGACAGCCUGGGCGGAAGCCUUUGAAGAACCUUUUCCCUCCGCGGCAUGCCGUGAUCCUCGUAGAGUUCGAGAUUUCUCGAGUGGGACAGGCCCGGACUGUCAAACUUGCAGAAAACCAGUAGUGUUUGAGUGGCCUCACGCGAGAGGCGUGUCAGACAGAUGCAAAUGGAUCCAGUCUCUGUUGUUCCACCACAUCCAGUGUCCUCGAUUGAGGUCGUGGAACUUCAAUGCCAGGAAAAACUUAAUCUUCUCGGUGGUGAAACCUUUGAGUAAUCAGUCUUCCACACUCUUGCCAGCUGGCCGGAAGGUGUUGGGAUGCUGAAAAACGGUCUUUGGUGGCCAAGUCAGACCAGAGCGUUUUCAGGGUGGUGGCUCCAGUGAGAUGUCCAGGUGGUGUGUCGCGUCUCAUCGCUUCCCAUUGGAGAUCAGGUGUUGUGCUGAUAAAGGUCCACCAAGACUUUUAUCAGCACUCUCCCGAUCGAUGACUGCCGGUUCUGCUUCCAGUACUUGGCAUAGUGGCAAAAUGCGCCUGAUGCGUGUUUGCCGGAGCUAAUUUCAAGUCUAGUUUUCGAGGGGCGGCGGGGCGUCAUCCAGACUGGUGGCGUUGUACCCCCCCCCCCCCGUCCCAGAAACCCUCUUUUGUGCGUACGGAUGUAGAAGGCUAUGGACGAUUCAAGUCCUCCUUUGGGAGGUUUUUCACCAAUGCCUUGAACCCAUUGAAAACAUCGUCUGAAGUAUUACAGGCAAUGGUUUUGCACAUCAUGUCUCUGUUCAGAUCCCGAUCUGGCGUCUGGGCAUUUCUGGGAGCCACCACCAGACCUUGCCCCCGUCUAUGUAUGUGAUGGGUUUUCCCACGCAGUUUUUCAGUACUUGGAAGAAUUCAUCUGUGCACCUCUGGAGCGGUCCAAAUCCAAGUAGUAGUCCCUCUUUUUAGGGAGCUUGGCGUGACGUAUGGCAGAACCAGCCGGUUGACUCCGUCUUGGAUUUCCACCACCGUCUGCAGCUGAAUGGCCACGCCGUCAACGUCAUAGGUCAGGUCCACCUCUCGUUCCAGGUCAGAGACUUGCACGGCAUGGAUGUGCGCCCUAAUAUCUUGCCUUGAGGAAGUCCAGGGCCUCAGCGUACCGCAGUGAUUUAGUGUUUCAAUUGCCGACCACACUUAACCGGUUUUCACGUGUUUCCACCCGUCUCCUGGUGGGGCUGGAGUCAUCGCUGUCCAUGAGAAUUUCUCUUAAAGGCACUGGACUUCCAUAAGGCGAGGUCACCUGCACUGGGGUCCAAUCAGGUGAGGUGGUAGGUGACGGAUUCACCUGAGCAGAGGUCACAGCUGCUGUACUAGAUUGGGGUGGUGUUUGAGGCACUGGACUGGACUCACGUGAGCUGAACAACGUAUGCCAGUAUGGAGGGGUGUCAGGCAUUGAGGUUAGUGUGUUAACUGCGAGGUUAGGUUGCGUUUUGUAAAUUUUUCGUAAGAAGAAGCGCAUUUUACAUGUAAAUAGCCUAAUCCGUUCCAAGCCACUGUAAGAUUAUUUUUUCUGCCAGGUUUGUUGUUUUUCUGUUUUUUUUUUUCAUUUUUUUUUUUACAUUAACUAAUUAACUUUUUUUUUUUUUUUAAAUCUACAAAAUCUUCCACCAGAUUGGCAGUAGGAAAUUUAACCUGUGAACGGUUUUAGGAAUUACAGUUAAAAAUAACCUACCUCGUACAGCGCCGGUCAGCUUUUAGAGCCGGUGGCGUUCCGCUUUCAAAUUUUAUGUAUGGGGAAAAUUGUUGUAAAAUUGGCACAUGAAUCGAUCCCAACCAUUUGACCCAAUCCGAAUUCAUCACAGCGUUCAGAGUCUUGACAAUUUCAACGAAGCCAAAGGGCACCACGUGGCUCUCAUUGAUACAACAUGAAGAUGAGCUCCAACUGUGUCGUCCGCUCGCCCCCCUUUGUCUCCUUUUACCCUGCCGUACAUUGACUCGGGUUUUGAAGCCACGGUUUACGUCCACGGGGCCGACGUGUACGCAAAGUACAUUCAGGUGCUCGGCAUCCGGUCGUGAAUCACACCUGAUGCGUGUCCUCUCCAGUCUCCCACUGUCUAACCUUGUUUAGUUUAUAAACUGAUGCGCACCAACACGUACAUGCUCUUUGUGCUACUCGGAUUGUAGAACAGGGGUGGGCCCAGUACGGAGCCAUCUGAUCGGGCCUGUCUCCUUGGAGGACUUUGUAAAAUCUAGGAAGAAGCUCCCUCACCCCUGAUGUAGAGACACCAAAUAUUUAAAGUGAUCCCAACCUGGCUUGAUGUGUAUAUUAGCUCGCCGGCAGUGUAUAUAAACAGUGAAGCUAGCUGCUAGCGCCUACCUGAGCUGUGCCUUGGCGUCCAGCAGCUGUCUCGCUCGCUCUCUUCUUCUCUUUCUCUGUGUAUUUGUGUGUUUUCAAUUCCCAUCUGUAAGUAAACCAAAUAUCGUCGUCACUAUGCAGUCAUGGAAAACCAUGUUGGCUCGCUACGAGCGGUACAUUAUAAGGAGCGCAACGCAGCAAGUUUUUAAUGAGCUGACACAUAUUUAAGGAUUGUAUUUGGGUGGGAGGGAUAUUCUUUGCUUGUUUGUUUGUUUGUUUUUUUUGGGGGGGGGUCAAUUCUGUAAAAGCAGGGGAGGAGAACCGUCAAGCCCCGGGUGAUGUAUAGUGGGGGGGGGGGGAUAACGAUUCAAUCCCCUGCUGAAUUUGAACGUGCUCACAAAUUUUAAAACUCCAAUUUCGGGGGGUGUUUAGUAAUUUCACAAAACUCACGUGCGUUGUACAUUUUAUUGAGUGUAAGAACUACCGUAAUUCCCGGACUACAGAGCCACACCGAGUACAUUUGUAAAGGAAAUACCAUUUGGUACAUACAUACAUACGCCGCAGCUGCGUAAAAGCCGCAAGUGCCCACAUUGAAACAGGCGAUAUUCACAAAGAUGGUACACCGAAAAAGUUUAACGCUAGCGCCACGCUAAUGGGGCCGGUUAAAAUAAAACUUACUGUGAAAUAUCACUGAGACACGCCAGUAACACAGUAGCAACACGCUAGCGCCGCGCUAACACUAGCGCCACGCUAACAGGGCCGGUUAAAAUAAAACAUGUCGGUAAAUAUCACCGAGACACGCCAGUAAUACAGCAGCAACAUGCUAGCAUGGAGCUAACGCCAGCGCAGCGCUAACAGGGCCGGUAAAAGUCACUUCCUCAGCACAUAUAUUCCACCGGUCUCACUCUUACCUUUUCCGCUCGAGUGCCCCCUUGCGGCCGUUAGGAAAAAAUGCACAAAUUAGCCGGAUCACCGCAUAAACCGCAGGGUUGAAACCGUGUGUGGGGAAAAAAGUCGCGGCUUGUAGGCCGGAGAUUACGAUACUUAAAUUUUAUAAAAUGCAACAGAUAUUCUAUUCUUCCCGUGAUGUCACAAUAGCUGGAUUUAUAAAUAUACACUCAAUUAAUACAAAGAGCAAACAAGUAAAAGUCAACAUUGAGGAGACACUUUCAAAAUUUUAAGCUAAGCAAGAAAAAAAAAAGUUGCUGUAUUCAAUAAUUAUUGCUUUACAACACUCCCAAAUUAAUCAUCAUCCCCCUUUGAAAUUAAUGCUGACACUAUCAAUCCAUUACAGCCCCCCACCCCAAAAAAAGGCUUUUUAAUAAGAAAAAAAUAACUUAUUAUAAUUUAUGAAAAGAUACAGUAAAAUGAUGAAAUAUU
Syngnathoides biaculeatus (alligator pipefish) is the source of this 10014-nucleotide messenger RNA. RefSeq names its product mitogen-activated protein kinase kinase 7 (gene map2k7). Gene Ontology annotation, biological process: protein phosphorylation. The record is from RefSeq and is a predicted model, not a curated record. The transcript is spliced from 12 exons. Gene Ontology annotation, molecular function: ATP binding; protein kinase activity. The coding region runs from base 1440 to 2756 and encodes 438 amino acids. NCBI's taxonomy places the organism in Eukaryota, Metazoa, Chordata, Actinopteri, Syngnathiformes, Syngnathidae.